Necator americanus (New World hookworm) is the source of this 2700-nucleotide messenger RNA. RefSeq lists its product as uncharacterized. Gene Ontology annotation, molecular function: RNA binding; translation initiation factor activity; translation initiation factor binding. The record is from RefSeq and is a predicted model, not a curated record. Gene Ontology annotation, biological process: translational initiation. The transcript has 18 exons. Bases 1 to 2700 code for a protein of 899 amino acids. NCBI's taxonomy places the organism in Eukaryota, Metazoa, Nematoda, Chromadorea, Rhabditida, Ancylostomatidae. Gene Ontology annotation, cellular component: eukaryotic translation initiation factor 3 complex.
AUGCUGCUCCGCACCCUCAAACGUGCGUGGUGCGCUGGCGAUGAAAUGCCGGAUCCUUUUGUGAAAGGUGAAAUCCAUGACAAGAAGCUCAUACUGAGCGUCUGGUGGAGAGUUCAUGGAAUCUACCGUUUCCAACUGCUGCCGGACAACACGACAGUUACUGCCGAAGUCUACUCCGCUCAACUGCAAAGACUAGCCGACAAGAUCCACAAGGAGCACCUGAAGCUCGACAACGUUCGCCUGCUGCGCGAUAACGCGCGCCCUCACAUCGCGAAGAAGACCUCCCAUAAAAUUGUGGAGCUCGGAUGGGAAGUUCUAUCAUACCCCUCAUAUAGUCCGGCCUUACCCCGAGCGACUACCACCUCUUCCGAUCGCUUCAGCAUCACCUGGAAGAGAAGCGCUACGAUGAUCGUGACCACCUCGAAAAUGACCUUCCGGCUUUCUUCGCCUCCAAGUCGCCGAAGUUCUAUGCCAAAGGAAUCCGUGAUCUUGGGAGACAGCAGAACUGCUCAAGUUCGUAGAAAAAUGGUUGAAAUGGAUGUCAAUAAGGAAAAUGAAGAAGAACCCAGCUUCUCCGAUCCCGAGGAUUAUGUUGAUGACAUCGCUGAUGAAGAGUUGGUGAUGGACGUUUUGCGUCAGCAACCCUCCCGAGAUGAGUACGAAGAGUCGUGUUUACUUAUUUUUGGAAUCCCUGUAGUUGGGCCGGAAAGAGUUGGAAAACUCCGCACAGUGCUAACGAAGGUGUUCACAAAUGUAGAACCUGACCACAAGGCACAUUUCCCACUCACUGAGGACGGAGGAAGCAAGGGAUGCGUUUUUAUUGAGUUCCCGGACAAAAUCAAAGCUGAAUAUGCGAAGGGAGUUCUUAAUGGGUACAAGUUGGACAAAAAUCAUGUGUUCUCUGCCCUACUUUUCAACGAGGCUCGACACUUCCAAAGGCCACAGGAGAAUUGGCAACCGCCCAAACCUACUCCGUACAAUGAUGUGGGAGAUUUGUGGUGGUGGAUGCAACAUCCGCGAUGCCGAGACCAGUUUGCUGUGCAGUACGAAAAGGAUGGUGUUCCAACGGUCGCAUGCUACUGGCAUAUAAAGGGUCAUGAUCCCGAAAUCGCUGGUGACCCUGGAAAAGCUGAACGUCCGUCGUGGACGGACACUGUAUUCAAAUGGUCUCCUCAUGGUUCGUAUUUAACCACAAUCCACAAGCGAGGUGUUGCUCUCUGGGGAGGACCGGAGUUUUCGCGAGUUCAACGUUUUGCACACGAUAACGUGCAGUUCAUCGAUUUUUCACCUUGUGAAACUUAUUUGGUGACCUAUGCCGAAACUGCUGAAAAAAACCACUGGGGUGACGACGAAAACUGCUUGCGGAUCUGGGAUGUCGUCACAGGCGAAAUGCUCAAGGGAUUUUCUCUCUACGCUCUCACAAAUCGAGAUCAACUUCCGUGCUGGCCUUUCUUCCAGUGGUCAUUUGACGAGAAAUAUUUUGCCUGCCUUAAAGCUCCUGAGAAGGAUAAACUAGAAAAGGAGAAGAAAAUCAAUGGGAUAUCUGUGUUUGAAACUGAGACCUUCAAGUUGGUGGAUCGCCGUCAUAUAAUAGUUGAGAAUAUCAAGACUUUUUCAUGGAGUCCUACUGCGAAUAUAAUCUCGUAUUAUGCUGAGUGCACUGACUCACUUCCUGCUGAAUUUGGUCUUGUGCAAAUGCCAAACCAGCAGCGAUUGAGAUCUGGUCGCAUCUAUAACGUCGCUGAUGCACAGAUGUUCUGGCAGAAGAGUGGGCAGCGUCUUGCAGUUUAUACGAUGAGAUACUCCAAGAAGCAGAUGAAGGAAGGUGGUGAAGUUAAGUACGUUGGUGGAUGUACGUAUCACAUAGAAAUUUUCGAAAUUGAUAAGAAGGACGUUUCUCUAAUGAAUUUGCCUCUCCCUGAACCGUUCAUAAAUUUCGGUUGGCAACCUUAUGGAGAAAAAUUCUGCGUAUUAACUGGAAAUCAAGCGAAAGCAACCCCGUUGGUCUAUAGAAUUGAAGCGAACAGCCACGCGCCGAAAUUGAUGAGCAAGCUUGAUGCUGGUGUUCAAUUCAAUGAGGUGUCCUGGGCUCCUGCCGGGGGAUGGUUGGCUGUUUUAGCGAAACGAUCUACUGGUGGAAACGUUAUGUUCGUUGAUACCACUCUUCAAGAGGCGAAGCGUACCAACGUUGUUGAGCAUCCAGGUUUCAACAAGUGUUACUGGGAUCCGACAGGUCGUUACUUCGUUACGUGCUCCACUCUGGGCGGGCGAAUGGGAGCUGAUUUAGGUUUCCGACUAUACACUUUCCAGGGACGUGAACUCUGUCGGAAAGGUCUAGAAAGGCUAUCUCAAUUUAAAUGGCGCCCACGACCACCCGUAAAACUCAGCGAUCAAAAGUUGAAGGAAAUCAAGAACAACCUUAAGAAGACAGCGGUUCGAUUCGAGCGUGAAGAUAAUGAGGAGAAGAACCGAGCGAGCCAAGAAGUUGUGGAAAAGAGACGAAAGAUAAUGGCAGCGUUUGAUGUAAUCCGUCAGAAAAACCUCAAGAAAAUUGCUGCUCAAAAAGACCUCAGGAUUUCUCUUCGAGGUGGUGUGGACACGGACAACAUGAAAGCGGACGAACUGGUUGAGGAACAAAUUAUGGUUGCUCUAGAUACUCAGAAAACACUAGCACCCCUUGGAGAAGAAGAGCUGGAUUAA